UCUGUUCGCGCAUGCGCAGAGCCUUCUUUUUUGCGCUUCCCGCGCCCCCGCCCCUCUCUGUCUUCUCUACCCUGGGAGCAGCUCUCUUGCCUUGGCCCCUCACCCCUGAAAAUGUAUGCCUGUUCCAGGUUCAUCUCCACCCGCUCUUUGGUCAGGAGCACCUCUCAGUUGCUGAGCCGUCCUCUGUCUGCCGUGGAGCUGAACCCACAGACUUGGAGAGAUGAGGCCCUCAGCAGCUUGCCAGUCCCUCGUCCUUUGACCUCACUCGUCCCUAGCCGCAGCUUCCAAACCAGUGUCAUUUCCAGGGACAUCGACACAGCCGCCAAGUUCAUUGGGGCUGGGGCUGCUACUGUUGGGGUGGCUGGCUCUGGGGCUGGGAUUGGAACUGUUUUUGGGAGCCUCAUCAUUGGUUAUGCCAGGAACCCUUCUCUGAAGCAACAGCUCUUCUCCUACGCCAUUCUGGGCUUUGCCCUCUCAGAGGCCAUGGGGCUCUUUUGCCUAAUGGUGGCCUUUCUCAUCCUCUUCGCCAUGUGACACAGCUGUCUCCACUGCACCCCCAUAGUUCUUUUGUGUCCUGUCUGCCCUGUGUGUUCCUUUUCCUGUACCUCCCCAGGAAGUCUGGGGAAGUGAUUGGCUCAGGGUUUGACAGAGAGAAGACAAAUAAAUACUGUAUUAAUAAGA
Molecule: messenger RNA, 681 nt
Organism: Microtus ochrogaster (prairie vole)
Lineage: Eukaryota; Metazoa; Chordata; Mammalia; Rodentia; Cricetidae
Gene: Atp5mc2
Product: ATP synthase membrane subunit c locus 2
Biological process (GO): proton motive force-driven ATP synthesis; proton transmembrane transport
Molecular function (GO): proton transmembrane transporter activity
Source: RefSeq, a predicted model, not a curated record